Messenger RNA from Somion occarium, 2295 nucleotides. The record is from the annotation of a GenBank genome assembly. Lineage: Eukaryota; Fungi; Basidiomycota; Agaricomycetes; Polyporales; Cerrenaceae.
AAGUCUCCUCCGUAGCUCUCUUUGGCUCUCCUGGCCCUGUAUACGCCGACAAUCAAAGCGGAUAAGGCUUUGGGUUCUAUGCAGCGUUCGCCAUGUUCCGCCAGCGUUUGGAGGGCAGGUCACACUUGUAGAGCGUGGGGGAGGAGAGACCGGGAACACGGGCCAGCGUCCGGCGGAAGAGGAGUAUAGCGAGUACGUAAGCGAGGGGUCGAUCUCAUCUCUAUAGCUUGACGGAGACUCGGACCGAAGUUCUACAUCCCUGCACCGUUCUGGGUCGUUUGCUCAAACCGUCUUCUCCUCACGCGCCUCGUCUCUCUGCUUCUUCAAAAUCCCUAUAAAACGUAGCCCCUCCAAGUCCACCCAUGCCUCAGCCCUCCGCGCCCUUCCCCUGCCCCUACAUACUCCUUCUACACCAUCCACCAUGAGCCCAAUCGCACUCCCGUCUCAGCACGCUGCUGUCCUUCAUGGUGCCAAGGAUCUUCGUUACGAGGACCGCACUCUCUGGCCACCACAGCAAGGCCAUGUCCAAGUCGCAGUACUUGCGACCGGUCUCUGUGGCAGCGACCGUAAGUCUCCAAUCACACUUACAUAUGCACACCAGUCAUCCGAUAGAACUCUGGCAGUGCACUAUUACAUGCACGGACGGAACGGAGACUUUGCCCUCCAAGCACCCCUUGUGCUCGGUCACGAAUCCGCAGGGAUCGUCACCGCCGUCGGUCCCGGAGUCAAGAACUUCGUCACCGGCCAAAGGGUAGCGAUCGAAGCCGGCAUCAUGUGCCGCGACUGCAGUUACUGCAAGAAAGGUCGCUACAACCUUUGCAAAAACAUGCGCUUUGCCUCUUCCGCCAAAACCUUUCCUCAUCUGGACGGGACUCUCCAGGAUAGGAUGAACCACCCGGCCCAUGUCCUCCAUCCACUACCAGAUAACUGCUCUUUCGAACAAGCAGCCCUCGCAGAACCCCUCUCCGUCCUCCUCCACGCAUCACGCCGCGCCUCCUUCACAUCCUCCUCCGCCCCUUCAACCGUCCUCGUCUUCGGCGUCGGCGCAAUAGGUCUCCUCGCCUGUGCACUAGCAAAAUCAUAUGGUGCCACGAGAGUGGUCGCCAUCGACAUCAACCAAGCUCGUCUCAACUUCGCCAAAGAACAAGGGUUCGCGGAACAAGUGUAUUGUUUGUCUAUGACUGACCGGGCAAAGACGACGGAGGACCAGUUGAAGAGAGCGAGGGAGAACGUCGGCGCCGCUUUGAGCGCAUUUGGCGAACCGGAUGGGUUCGAUUUGGUUUUCGAGUGUACGGGUGCGGAGCCGUGUAUUCAGAUGUCUAUUCACGUUAGUCUCCGUUUCCCCUCCCCCCAUCUUUGUUCCCUCUUUCCCCCAUACUCACCACCAUUUACGUUCCCCUCUAAAACAGGCGGCUAUAACCGGCGGCAAAGUCAUGCUCGUAGGAAUGGGCAGUCGGAACGUCACUCUUCCUCUGAGCGCCGCGGCACUCCGCGAAGUCGACAUUCAAGGCUCGUUCCGGUAUGCGAAUACUUACCCGGAAGCCCUCGCUCUGCUUGCUAGCGGCAAACUUCCGAAUAUUGAGAAGAUCAUUACGCAUCGGUUUGGAUUGGAGGAAAGUAAGAGGGCGUUUGAGCUGCUUGCGAAGGGGAGGGAUGAGGAUGGGCGGAUGGUUAUCAAGGUUAUGAUUGGCCCGAGUGAUGGGCAACUGUUCUGAACGGUGGUGGAAGUUGGGACUUGGGACUGUUGUCUCUGUUUCGCUGGCUUUUUUUUUUUUUUUGGUUCUUGGUUUUGGAGAAACUCUUUCACGCUUAGACUUCCACUCCCCUCCCCUCCCUCCCCCUCCAACCCUUUUUUUUGUUUUUGUUUUUUACUUUCCUAUCCGUCUUUUUCUUGGUUGUACGUCUUUUCGUCUCGUCUUCGGACUGCACAUUGUAUCAGUACCAGUACCGCACAUCCUGCUUUUCACUUCACGCCUUUUUUUUUUCCUCUUUGGGUCUCUCAGUCUACUCUAUUUUUCCGCACGCAUACGCACAACCUACAAUUCACAAUUUACGACAAUAUAUCCUGUCUCUCUCUCUCUCUCUCUUGAUGCCCGCAUACCCCCUUCUUCCGUCUUCCGUCUCUAUCAUUCGCUCUGCAAUUCAACUCUAUACCUACCGUUUUUGUUUCCGCAUCUACAUCAUGUACACUCUAUGUACGCCUCCGUUGCAAACGAUUCUACAAUUCCCAUUGUACAUGCUUUCUUGUUUGCAACUCCUGACACGACGUUCAUACAAGAAAACGCAUAUGACCAU